Messenger RNA from Salarias fasciatus (jewelled blenny), 1471 nucleotides. RefSeq names its product proline rich 13 (gene prr13). The record is from RefSeq and is a predicted model, not a curated record. Lineage: Eukaryota; Metazoa; Chordata; Actinopteri; Blenniiformes; Blenniidae. The transcript is spliced from 4 exons. The coding region runs from base 115 to 699 and encodes 194 amino acids.
GGGCGCGGCUUCCUGCUCCCGCAUCCAUUCCUGAGAGCGUCACACACGGAAGACGAACUCCAAACACCAGCCGAGAGUCUCUUCUCCUUUGCAGGUCAAUAUACAUACAUAGUCAUGUGGCCAAAUCAAGGUCCUCCGAUGGGCACACCUAACGCCGCUUUCCCUCCUGGCUACAACCCUCCGUACACUCCUGCUGUCCCUCCGGCAGGCGUCUUCCCACAGCCUCAAAAUCCAGGUUACAUCGCUGGCCAAUACCCAGCAGGCGUGACCCCAGCCAUGGGACCAUAUCCAGCUCCAGGGGGAUUGCCCUACAGACCUCCUGUAGCUCAGCCUUAUCCCGUGGCUCCAGGCGGAUAUCCAGCAGCUCCUCCUGUCGGAUAUCCAGCAGUCCCUCCUGCCGGCGUUUACCCUGGCCCAUACCCUCACUCUCCAAAAGCGGGUUGCCACAAAGGUCAAAAGGGUUAUAAAGCCCACAAAGGUCAUCAUUUUGGAGGAUUAAAUCCUAUGGCCGGAGGAUUAGCCGGAGGUUUGGCUGGAGGUUUGGCUGCAGCGGGAAUGGGAAUGAUGGGACACAAAACCCACAAAAAGAUGAAGAAGAUGAAGAAAGCACACAAGGUCCACAAGGCUCACAAGCACUACAAACAUGGCAAGUCAUCCAGCAGCAGCAGCAGCAGCAGCAGUAGCAGUGACUCGGACUGAGGCCUCGGGUUCAACACAGCUUAAACAGACGUGCUGUUUAACCAAAGUGCAACUUUACUGUUAGCCACACGUCACAAAAAGUGAUAAUUCUGACUUUCAAGAGUAUCCUUCCAGAGUUACAGUGUUUUAUCAUAUCUAGCUGGGAUUUUGAUGACUCUUACAAUGGAUAAUAUCCUUUAUUUUCAUUGUAUAAAGAGCUUGGGUUUUGGUCUCUCUCCCCUUUCACAAUUAAUAAUAAUUUAAAAAAAAAUCUAACAAAAAAGACAGACCACUUAAAACUAAAACUCUAAAAGUCAUGCACACAAUCACACAUUGCCUGUUAUUUAGAGGCCUGGUCACCCAUUGAUCUUUAUGCAUGCACAAACUGUGAGAGGCUUCACUUAGAUGUAGUUUUGCAUUUUUGGAUAUAUUUUUUUUUAAUGUUUGUGGUUUUUAUGUUACAUAUAACACAGCCAAAGUUUUUGUGCCACACGGUUGUUUUUUCCCAUAAUAAACUAGAUCAUAGAGGUGAGAAAAACCAAAAGAGACUUCAGCACUGUGCAGAUAACUUCCUGUUAUGCAAGCUUGUUUAAAUACAGCCAAAAGCUCAUCAAGUACAAAUAUGUUGUGGUGUUGUCUUUUGGUUCAUCUACUUUUUUUAAUGCUCACUGUUGUACAUAUCUAAAUUUAAAAGACUUCUUCUAUGGUGCCUUGUAUGUGGAUUAAAUAUAAAGUUAUAAUAUAGAUCUAUAUUUACCUUUUUCUGAAACAUUAAACACGCUGAGAAAAAGCC